AGAAGAGACAGUCAGGCCAAUAACUUAAGAGCAUAGCACCAGCAUCAACAACGAGUAGAAGCAUAUUACAGCAUAUCCAGUUACCGACAUUCUCUCUCUUUUUGUCCUUUUUUCUACCCUCCCCUGUCUUCAGUUUUUGCAUCCAUCACAGCCAAAAGCCUAAUUCCAGAAGACUCAGAUCUAAGCCAAAACAGCACAAAACACAGCAAGCAUCAGCAUCACUCGCUGCCAUAGGUCACUCACAACUCGUCUAGAUUAACGGGCACUAAUACAAUAUAUACACCCGCAAACGCACCCAAUGUGGAAAUUAGUACAAAGCGGCCUAUCUGUUGUUGCCGGAACAGCAGAGCCGGAAUAUGGACCGGAUUCUAUCCACCCAGUGGCCUCCGACCUCAAAGAGGGCGAACCUCUGUACUCGGACUUGACCAUCGAAGACUUGAAGUAUGUCUCUCCAAACCACACCAACGUCGAAACACAGACCUUCUAUUUUGAAGACACCAAGCACGCUGGGUUUGCACAGGUCAUCCACUCCAACGUGAUAGGACUGCACACCACCGCCCAGUUCACCUUCAAGAUUUUCGAGAAGGAGACUCCCCAGGACUUCAUAUGGACCUCCACCAAGCUCGAGAACUUCUCCAUCGAAAACGGGACCGACUUCAAGGCUGACAACCUCUCGAUCGUUCUAAACAAGGACAAAAUCAACACUUACCAUAUUGACUCCUCUGUCAACAAGCUGACCGAGGUUCAUUUGACUGUGAAGCGUAUCGGCAGCAGUAUAAAGUUUGGCAAGGACGGUACCACCUACUACGGAACAGAGGUCGAUAACCCUUGGGGCUCCAUGAGACAUGUUUUCUGGCCAAGAUGUAACGUAGAUGGUAAUAUCAUCUUACGUGAAGUCAAGCCAGAGCAAGACCUUGACAACUUGGAGCCUGAGGAAAUUGAGUACGUUGUUAAAGAGAACGUUACCAUCAAGGACGGUUUGACUAUGUACGUGAUGGCUUUGCAGGGUAUGAAGCCCCACCAUGCGGCUGCCACAUGGGACUUCUUGAAUUACCAAUCUGACGACUACUCGGUCGUUUUGAUGGAAUUCACCACUCCCCCAGCUUACAACAAGACCAAAGUCAGUAUCUCCAUGGUAGUCGAUAAGGAAGGUAAGAUCAUUCUCGGCACAUUGGACAACGACACAAAGCACCUCGAAACAAAGGUGGACGAAACCUCUGGUUGGGAUAUCCCAUCCAAAAUCUCGUACACCUUAAAGGACCCUGAAGACGACCUUAAUGUGGAAGUCGUUGGUGAGUUGAAAAAUCUUUGUGAAAGAGUCGAUGUUAUGGCCGAAAUCCCACAGUUCGUUAAGAGCAUUGUGAGCGGAGUCGCCGGCACAAAGCCUUACAUCUACCAGUUCAGCAAUACCAUGAAAAUGACCAUAACGAAGAAUGGUAAGGUGGAAACAACCGAUUCCGGUUACGCCUACAGUGAGUCAACUUUUAUUACUGCUAUCUAAAGCGGAGAGUGCCGUAUAGGAUCCAUAUGUGCUUUUCGAUGAAUACUCUUCCCAGUCCUAGUAUAACG
This is a messenger RNA of Pichia membranifaciens NRRL Y-2026, 1569 nucleotides long. RefSeq lists its product as hypothetical. NCBI's taxonomy places the organism in Eukaryota, Fungi, Ascomycota, Pichiomycetes, Pichiales, Pichiaceae. Gene Ontology annotation, cellular component: cytoplasm. Gene Ontology annotation, biological process: response to oxidative stress. Bases 299 to 1501 code for a protein of 400 amino acids. The record is from RefSeq and is a predicted model, not a curated record. The transcript has a single exon.